Molecule: messenger RNA, 1318 nt
Organism: Cyprinodon tularosa
Lineage: Eukaryota; Metazoa; Chordata; Actinopteri; Cyprinodontiformes; Cyprinodontidae
Gene: pex26
Product: peroxisomal biogenesis factor 26
Exons: 4
Coding region: 172-876 (234 amino acids)
Biological process (GO): protein import into peroxisome membrane; protein import into peroxisome matrix
Cellular component (GO): peroxisome; peroxisomal membrane
Molecular function (GO): protein-containing complex binding; ATPase binding
Source: RefSeq, a predicted model, not a curated record
GAUUGGCCUAAAUCCCGGAACUUCCGUUCAUUUGCGUGAGUAAACAAACGGAAGCGAAUGCUGAGCGUAAUUCCUCUCAUAUUUACAUGUGGAGCCGUGAGUUUCGGUUCAAUCACAUGAAAGUAAAUUAUUAUCGAUAUUCUGUUCUUGAUAUACGUUAGUUGUGGAGAUAUGAACCGCCUCUAUGACAGCCAGGCUCGGUCGGGUCGCAGCCCUCCUCCUCUGUCUGGUUCAUCGCAGCUCUGUCAGACGUUGGACUCCGCUGCAGAGCUCAUGAUGGUCCAUGGAGAUUUCCAGACGGCUUUUGACACCUGCGACGCGGGUCUGGAGAGUAUGGGGCAGCUGGAAGCAGAAGAUAACAGGUGUGCAGAGUUAAAGGCUGGAUUCUGCAUGAUAGGGAUCCAGGCGCUGGCUGAGCUCAAUCGGUGGCGGGAGGUUUUCUCCUGGGUCAUGCAGCAUUAUGAGCACCAGGAACAUGUUCCUGCUAAGAUCAUGCAGCUGUGCAUCCUUCUUCACUCAAAAGUGGGGGCGCCUGCUGUGAUGCAAGAGGCCUCCCGGGUUUGGUUAAACUGCCCGUCAAACGUCGGAGCCUCUGGGUUCCGGUCUGUGGCAGAGCUCUAUCUGCUGCAUGUGCUCGUGCCUCUCGGACACUUGGAGGAAGCGCGGGAGCUCGUCGCCAGCGAGGUUGGCUGUGUCGCGUUCACAGAGGAGCAGAGACAAACUGCUUUGGAUGUUGUGGAGGAAAAAGCCAGACAGAGUCAAGAAGAUCCUAAAAAUCCUGGAGAUGCUUUAGAUGCUAAGAUCGCAGCACAUCCGGCCUCAACUCAAGGUGUUUUAAAAUUUCCACCUUUUAUGCAUCAUAAAAACUUACAUUAAUAGAAAUAACAGCAAGUGAUCCUACUGAGUGUGUUAUUUUUAUUUUUAGGUUCUUUACUCCAUAAACUUGAAGCCAUGCUCAGGGUUUUAUACAGAAGUUGCUUGAGGAUCGGCUCUUACUCUUUCCCCGUUCAGAAAGUCGUUCUUGCUUUUCUUCUCCUCUACAUGCUUUUGUUCCGAAUGGAUCCAGCCCUCCCAUCAUCCUUCAUGUGGAUUUCCAAACUUCUUCAGCUGAUUAAACAGAUGUGGAGCGCCAUGUUAGCACCACAUUAUCAGCCUCUCACGUAGAGGAGCAAAAUAAAUCACAACAUCAUUACAUAUUUAUUGAACAGUUUAUUAAUCUAUUUUACUACAUUGAUUGAAGAAGACAGGUUUUUAGAGUAUUAAUUCAGUUUUUGCUGUCAAGUUUAUUUCUGUAAAUAAAACACUUAUUGCUGCUGAA